Messenger RNA from Ogataea parapolymorpha DL-1, 417 nucleotides. RefSeq lists its product as uncharacterized. NCBI's taxonomy places the organism in Eukaryota, Fungi, Ascomycota, Pichiomycetes, Pichiales, Pichiaceae. The transcript is spliced from 2 exons. The record is from RefSeq and is a predicted model, not a curated record.
UUGGAAGAGCCUCUCACAUCGACAGCCCGCCCACUGACCGACUCCGUGCUAACCGUGCGGAUCAUCAAGUCGUUUCCGUACAGAAACGUCCGCAACCACGUGUUCCCGCACGUCGACCUGAAAAAUACCACCCCUAAACAGCUGUUCGACACAAUCAUUGACACUAUCAACACCACAGGCGCCCUUAGACCGUACAGAGGCGUUAAUUACGACACACUCAAGAUCUACACCCACGCACACGGCAGCAAGACGAUGAAUUUGGUGAUCAACAUGGAACACGACGACGACUGGAUCCUGGACCUCGAGGACAACACAAAAACGCUGGUGGACUACGGGAUUGCCAACGAGACGGAAUUGAGCAUCUUUAACCGGGCAGAGUACGAGAAGUUCAAGGCCAACCCAGAGGAGAAGUGGUAG